AUGAAAACGUACUACAAGUGCCGGGACGGAGAACAAAUCAAAUACGUCGACGUUUGCUCGCUUUACCCGUGGGUGAACAAGUACGGAAAGUACCCCGUAGGACAUCCGGAAGUUAUCGUCGGUAGUGAAAAGUGUUCUAAACUUAAUUUACGCGAGACAGACGGACUGAUUAAAUGCAGAAUUCUACCGCCUCAACAGUUGAUUCACCCCGUAUUACCGGUAAAACUGAACGAUAAACUCAUGUUCGUGUUGUGUUACACGUGCGGUAAAGUCGGGGCUAAAGAGUGUAGUCAUAGCGAUGAAGAAAGGACAAUUAACGGUACUUGGGUUAUUGAUGAAGUAGUGAAGGCGCUGGAAAAAGGUUAUAAGAUUUUAGACAUUCAGGAAAUCUGGAAAUAUAAGGUAACCCAAUAUAAUCCGGAGACGAAAGAAGGGGGUUUGUUCAACGGAUAUAUUAACCAAUACGUACGUGAAUACCUGGAAAAGGAGGGCGUUACACUAAACCCGGAAAAGGUUUCUGUAAAUCCUGGUCUUAGGCAGCUUGGAAAAGCGGUCAUCACAUCGUUUUGGGGCAAGUUAUGUCAGAGGGAAAACCAGGGAAAGACAACUAUUGUGAAUAAACCAGAAGUGUUGUUUUCCAUGUUAUCUAACCCUGCAACAGAUGUCAACUCCAUACUGCCUGUGAACAAUACGGACUGUGUCCAAGCCGCAUACACCACGGCCCAAGCCCGGCUGAAGCUUUAUAGUUACCUGGAAAAAGUCGGUGAUAACGCUAUUUACACGGACACGGAUAGCGUUAUUUACCUAUCGAAGGCAGGACAAGAAGAAGAUAUCCCACUUGGAAAUUUCCUUGGUGAAAUGACGGAUGAAUUAGAAGGAUAUGGUGAGGGUAGUUACAUUGAUGAGUUUGUGUCGGGAGGUCCUAAGAACUAUGCGUAUAAGGUAUAUUCUCCUAAAACCGGGGAAUAUUUCAUAACGUGUAAGGUUAAAGGCCUCUCCCUAAACUACAACGCCUCUCAAAACAUCAAUUUUGAAACCAUAAAAUCUAUGGCUUUAACAGAAGAGCCCGAACCUGUCCCAAUAAUAUACAAACAGAUACGGAGAACUGGGGAGCAUAAAGUUAUGACCACACAACAGACAAAGCUCUAUAAGGCCGCUUUCAACUAA
Molecule: messenger RNA, 1167 nt
Organism: Sitophilus oryzae (rice weevil)
Lineage: Eukaryota; Metazoa; Arthropoda; Insecta; Coleoptera; Curculionidae
Exons: 3
Coding region: 1-1167 (388 amino acids)
Biological process (GO): DNA replication
Molecular function (GO): DNA binding; nucleotide binding; DNA-directed DNA polymerase activity
Source: RefSeq, a predicted model, not a curated record